AUGCUCUCAGGUACAUUUGGUCGCACCGGUGGUCUCAAGAUUCCAAGAUAUAUCGCACAGAAUGACCUUACAAAGGCAGUUUGGAAUAUAAACCUGUCUACCUCUGCAAGGCUCAGAAGCAGUAGUGCCCUGGAGUCCGAGUACCUCCACAAAAGCAUUCUUCCCACUGACGCCUUUCAAGCCAGCCUGAUUCGCCUCCCAAUCCCUGCACUAGAGAAAACAUGUCAGCGCUACCUCAACUCACAGGAGGCUGUACUGGAUCCAGCAGCAUUUCAGCGAACCUCAGAGAUUGUGAAAAGAUUUCAGGAGGUCGAGGGGAAAGGUCUUCAUGAAAAGUUAGUUGCCAAAGACAAAGCCCAUAAACACACAAGUUAUAUAUCAGAGCCUUGGUUUGACAUGUACCUGAAGGCCAGAGUCCCCAUAGUCCUGAACUUUAACCCCUUCAUGACCUUCAAUGAUGACCCCAAGGAGGGCUACAAUCAACAGUUGAUCAGAUCCACAAACAUGAUUGUGGCCUCCAUGAUGUUUAUGAAGACGCUGAGAGCUGGUUAUCUAGACCCAGAUGUUUACCACCUUAAUCCUAAGAAAAGUGAUACUGAGAGUUUUAGGAAAAUUAUGAAGUAUAUUCCCAAUAAGUUCAGAUGGUAUGGAGCCUAUGCCUAUAAAGCUUUUCCCUUGGACAUGAGUCAAUAUCCAAGACUCUUUAACUCUACAAGGAUUCCCAGAAUAGGCAAAGAUGAACUUUUCACAGACACCUCAGCCAGACACUUACUAGUCAUGAGGAAUGGCCACAUGUACACAUUUGAUGUCUUGGACAAAAAUGGUAUGAUAGUGUCACCCACAGAGAUCAUGUCACACCUGCAGUACAUCCUCAGUGACACCCGCCCCCCACCAGACUACCCCCUGGGGUAUCUCACAGCAGAGAACAGGGACACUUGGGCUGUGGUCAGGGACAAGUUGCUAGAUGCAGGUAACACAGAACAGCUGAAAAUGGUGGACAGUGCUGUGUUUGCCUUGAUUCUAGAUGAUGACAUUCCAAAGGACCCCAUUGAAGUCUCUAGAUUGCAUCUACAUGGGAAUGGGGCCAAUAGGUGGUUUGAUAAAUCCUUCUCACUAAUAAUGACAAAGGACGGUAAAACUUGUGUCAAUUUUGAGCAUGCCUGGGGCGACGGUGUUGCUGUGUUAAGAUAUUUUAAUGAAGUAUUUAAACUGACGACAGAGAAACCAUUUGUUCAUCCCGACACACAGCCAGCUAAUGUGGAUUCUGCGGCAGCAGUGAAAAAGAUAGAAUUCCACUUAGGCGAUAACUUAAAGCAAGCGAUCAGUGAGGCUAAGAGCCGAUUUGACCACCUGGUCAACUCACUGGACCUUGGAUUCACCACCACGGAGAAAUUUGGGAAGAAUUUAAUCAAGGAGAAGAAGCUCAGCCCUGAUGCUAUCAUGCAGCUCUCAUUUCAGAUGGCCUUCUACAAGCAAUACGGCAAGACAGUACCAACAUACGAGUCAUGCAGCACAGCCGCGUUUAAGCACGGGCGUACGGAGACGAUACGGUCAGCCACCAUGGCAACAAAGAAGACUUGUGAGAUGUUUGAGAAGACUGGCAACAGGCCCAGUGUCAGCGAGCUGCAGGGAAUGCUGAAGGCGUGUUCAGACAAGCACGGACAACUGACCAAGGAGGCAGCCAUGGGCGAGGGUUUUGACAGACAUCUCUUUGGGCUGAAACACAUAGCAGAAACAGAAGGCAUGCCCCUCCCAGAACUGUACACAGACCCUGCCUACUCCUACAUCAACCACAUCAUUCUGUCCACCUCCACACUGAGCAGCCCAGCUGUGCUACUGGGGGGAUUUGCUCCCGUUGUACCUGAUGGGUUUGGAGUGGGGUAUGGUGUCCAGGAUGAUUCACUGGGAUGUAAUGUGACUUCUUAUCCUCCCGCGAGAGACGUACAAGAGUUUCUACGGUGUGUUAAACAAAGUUUUGAUGACAUAUACGAAGUUCUAAAUGACAGAGACCCAAAGAAAUGAGCUAACAAAACUUAGAACUUAUUGGCAAACUUAUCAAAAAACAAAAUUUUUUAUUAGAUUGCAAAAGGUCGAAAUGAGUCCAAAGGAACUCAGUUAUAAAGAAGAUUGUCACUGGUUGUACCAGAGGUGGAUUUGUCCGUGUUUAUAAGAAAGAUAUUACUAUAGAUUCAACAAUGUUAAUGUACACUGUAUUACUAACCUGUUACACACAGUUCGGUUUUCAUACCUAGAACUUCAGGUCCAAUGUCUGCCAGCUUCUUUAUUAUCAAAUCUCCAUACUUACCUGCCUAUUGGACUCUUACUGUCAGC
Messenger RNA from Lingula anatina, 2331 nucleotides. Its product is annotated as carnitine O-palmitoyltransferase 2, mitochondrial. The record is from RefSeq and is a predicted model, not a curated record. Gene Ontology annotation, cellular component: mitochondrion. Gene Ontology annotation, biological process: fatty acid beta-oxidation. Gene Ontology annotation, molecular function: carnitine O-palmitoyltransferase activity. NCBI's taxonomy places the organism in Eukaryota, Metazoa, Brachiopoda, Lingulata, Lingulida, Lingulidae.